Pecten maximus is the source of this 924-nucleotide messenger RNA. RefSeq lists its product as uncharacterized. Bases 1 to 924 code for a protein of 307 amino acids. The transcript is spliced from 7 exons. The record is from RefSeq and is a predicted model, not a curated record. Gene Ontology annotation, biological process: lipid metabolic process. NCBI's taxonomy places the organism in Eukaryota, Metazoa, Mollusca, Bivalvia, Pectinida, Pectinidae.
AUGGGGAACAAAGUCAGCCACCAAGUCUUCGAGCCGGAUGCAGACUUCGAUGAUUUUGAUGUUCCACCACCAGCGCCCCCUACAGAGUUAGAACUUCGUGCUAGACAGAUCAAUCCCGCCGAGCAUGUCUAUCCAUUUGAAAACAUUGUGUUUGAAGGAGGCGGCAGCAAGGGAAUGGCUUAUUGUGGAGCUGUUCGUGCCCUAGAAGACAUUGGCUUGUUUCCACAAAUCAAACGCUUUGCCGGGACAAGUGCUGGGGCUAUAACAGCUGCGCUCCUGUCGGUUGGGUACAAUUCACACGACGUGGAGAAAUUUAUGAGGAAUGAUAUGUCAAAGAAUUUCAUGCUAGAUGGCUCUUUCCUCUGGAGGUUCUUUACAUUCAUACCGAGGUUCGUCUUCGGUUACGGAUUAAGCCCUGCGUUACAAUUUAACAAUUGGCUUGGUGAGAGGCUCAGGGAAAAAACAGGGAAUGCUGAUAUCACGUUUGAGCAACUUUACGACUUCGGUGGAAAAGAACUCUGCAUUGUUGUUACAAAUAUCAACAACAUGGCCGAAGAGUACUGUCACCCAAAAACAACACCGGAUAUGCCUGUUAGGCUCGCAGUGCGCAUGUCCAUGUCGAUUCCAGGCAUGUUCCAAGUGGUGAAGUAUAACCCUAAUACACAGUCUCCAAAUAACAUGUACAUUGACGGAGGAGUUCUGUGUAACUACCCAAUACAUUGUUUCGAUGGCUGGUGGCUGUCUAUGAAGUCAAAAGAUGCUUUUAUCCGGAGGAUGCAUGACCUGGACCAACUUCCUGCUAUGCUUAGUAAAGCAUGCAGGUUUGGAGAGCGGUCCGACAAAACCUUGGGCUUUUUGGUGGUUAGUAUGGAGUUGAAGUCUAGAAAAGAUUUUUCGUAUUACACUUAUGUGUUUGAAUUAUAA